Orbicella faveolata is the source of this 6779-nucleotide messenger RNA. Its product is annotated as helicase ARIP4-like. Gene Ontology annotation, cellular component: nucleus. Gene Ontology annotation, molecular function: ATP binding; ATP hydrolysis activity. The record is from RefSeq and is a predicted model, not a curated record. Lineage: Eukaryota; Metazoa; Cnidaria; Anthozoa; Scleractinia; Merulinidae.
GCCUCGUGCUGAGGUCCAUUGUUUUAGGCUGAAUUUUAAUAUAUCGAAAUUGGUCUAUUAUUAUUGUUAUUUCCGAUUGACACCAACCCACCCGGCCCCGAGAACAACAACACAGAAAAGCGCGGGUGGCCUGGUUGCCAUUCCCCAUUGUUCCGAUACAAAUAUGGCGGAUGAUUUUCGCGGGGCGAAGAGCAGAACCACAACGAGUAUUUCGCUUUUAUCGCUUCAGAGACCUUGGAUGGGAACGAAACGGUGCAAGUACUUACCCUAAAGACUCAUCGCACGCUUCAUUAGGUCAAUUAAGCACCAUAUGUCGCUUGUUUUGGUUUCAGCAACUGACGAAUUUAAAUUAAGCGGUCCCGACAGGAAAAUUCAAGCGAAGAUUUAUGCUUACUCAGCUUGGGUGGCAGUGUUCUCACAGAUCCUCAUUGGCAGGCUGAUGAUUGUUCUUCUACUGCUGCGAAAAAAGUUAACGGCUUAAUCAGAGGUUUGAUAUCGUAGUUUGUGUCAAUAUCUUGUUUAGUAAACUAUGGCAGAUGUUCACGUGCCAAGCGAUGGUGAAGACGACAUUUCAGUCACUGGUAACUCGUCAAACCAUGUUUUGGACAGUGACGAGGAUAGUCUUCUAGGUUUUGAGGACGAUUUCGAAGGAGACGACGAAGAUGUUGACAUUGGCGAGCCAACGACUUCCAAUGCGACUUCAAAAAGUAAUGGAGAAGUUCCAGCUAAAAGGAAAAGAAAAAAGAUUGAUCCUAGCAAACGAAAACGUAUUCGGCGAAUUCUUCGUGAAGAUGAACUGACUGACGUAACGAUUUCGGCGCAGAAAGAAGAACGAGAACGUUUGCGGCGCCUUGAGCUCCAAAAAAGCUUAGCAACCGCAGCUUCUAGUUCACUACCAAGCUCAAAAGUCGUCGAAAAUUUGAGGUCUGAGUCGCCAGUUAGUACCUCAAAACCGUCUUCCCCAGUUGCUGUUGAUGUCCGAGAGAAAAAGGAUAAUGAACCACAUAUUAUUGUCAUUGACAGUGAUGAUGAAGGUGACACGGAAUCUCACUGUUCAACUGUUAACUACUGUCAGUGUGAUUCACAAAAUUCCGCUGAAAAUUUAAAUGGGGAUUUAAUUGAAAUCAUCAGUUCUGAUUCUGAGGUUGAAGUAGACGAUAGUGAUGAUGACGAUGAUGAUGGGAGUGGUGGUCUUAAUGCUUGUAAACACAAUGAUGUUGACUAUGACAAUAGUGGCUUACAUGCCGAUGACAGUGCCAAUCAAGUUGAUCCGCAGGGGCGGGUUCUUGUUAAUGUUAAUCAUCCCCUUGAUGAAGAGGACAUUUUCCUUGCUCCGCAGAUUGCCAAAGUUAUCAAGGCACAUCAGAUCGGAGGAAUAAGGUUCCUUUAUGAUAACCUUGUAGAGACACUUAACCGUUACAAAGUCAGCACAGGAUUUGGAUGUAUCCUGGCCCACUCAAUGGGCCUUGGAAAAACUCUUCAAGUGGCUAGCUUUGUUGAUAUCUUCCUGAGAUAUACCACAGCUAAGAAAGUCUUGUGUAUUGUACCAAUUAAUACGAUACAAAACUGGCUAGCAGAGUUUAACAUGUGGUUGCCAUCUAAGCCUGAUCUUAUCACAGAUAGUAAUGGCAUUGUUGUGGAAGCAUCAGAUUCAAGUACAGUUCGUUACAGGGAUUUUAAAGUGCACUUGUUAAGUGACAAUCACAAAACUACAAUGGCACGAGCUAAGGUUAUAGGUGAGUGGAAUCAAAAUGGUGGUGUCCUUCUUAUGGGUUACGAGCUUUACCGGCUUCUCUCCACCGUGACGCCUUCCAUGUCCAGCAUCAAGAGCAUGCCGACUAAAAAGAAGAAAUCACCAGCACCUGACAAAAUGAAUGGUGAACCAGAAGUGAUUGAUCUGGAUGAAGAGGAAAAGCACAUGGAACUGUUAAUUGGAGUCCAGAAGGCUCUUUGCAGACCAGGAGCUGAUCUUGUCAUUUGUGAUGAAGGGCAUAGGAUUAAAAAUGACCAGGCAAAUAUUUCACAGGCCUUGAAAAAAAUCCAUACAAGACGUCGAGUGGUGUUAACUGGUUACCCUCUACAAAACAACCUUCAAGAGUACUGGUGCAUGGUUGACUUUGUGCGACCCAACUUUCUAGGAACCAAACAGGAGUUUUGCAACAUGUUUGAAAGGCCAAUACUCAAUGGACAGUGCUCUGACAGCACACCGUCUGAUGUGAGGGUGAUGAGAUAUAGAGCCCAUGUACUUCACAGCUUGCUAGAAGGUUUUGUACAGAGACGCAGUCAAGUGGUCCUGAAGAAGUGCCUUCCAUCCAAAGAAGAGCAUAUCAUUUUAGUGAACAUGUCUCCUAUUCAGAGAGAACUCUACAACACAUUUGUUGAACGGCUGUUGGGCUCAGUCGGUUACAUCAACCCUAUAAAGGGUUUCCACACAUGUACCAAGAUCUGGAACCAUCCUGACAUUUUUUAUCACUCUUUGAAUAUGAAAAAUAGUGACAGGAAUGAGUCACCAUUGACAAUCACUGAUGACUCAAAUGGAACAACACAAAAUUCCAUAUCAGCUGACAGAGGUGGUUCUCCUUCAAGUGCAACUGCCGUCAUCUCACAGAAUCAGUCUUCUGCAUCCCAGCGAUCUCCUUACUUUCCAUCAUCAACAAAUACACAGACGGCAAAUGUACAACCUGUACCUGCAUGUUCCCAACUUGCUACCCAGGCAGUGGUGAGGUCGACGAUGCAGUUACAGCAAAUGGUGUCCUAUCAACUCGCAGGACAGACUGUAACCAUGUCAACAACAACAACGCAAGCUACCACAAGCACAAGUGAUUGUCCUGCACUUGUCACUCAACAAGUGGUCAUGCCGGCUGACCGCAGUUCUGCUUUUGUUGAAGAUAUGGCAUGGGCCAAGAAUGUGUUCAAGGAUUAUCAACCUGGAGUGAUGAAAAAUGGUGGCAAGCUUGUUGUGCUUAUGGAGAUCAUUGAGGAGAGUUUAAAACAAGGAGAGAAAAUCCUCAUAUUUAGUCAAAGCUUGUCCACCUUGAGUGUGAUAGAGGAAUUCCUUUCAAAGUGUGAUAUACCAUUCUAUCCUGGGCGGGUCGCUGAUCCACUGAAGCCAGUUAGAUGGGCCAAGAACAAGAGCUAUUUUAGGCUAGAUGGAAACACGUCUGCCCAAGAAAGAGAAAGACUUAUCAAUCGCUUUAAUGCUCCAGAAAACACUGAGGUCUUGUUAUUUAUGUUAUCAACAAGGGCGGGGUGUCUUGGUAUUAACCUGGUCGGUGCAAGCCGUGUUGUUGUGUUUGAUGCCUCGUGGAAUCCUUGUCACGACGUGCAGGCAGUUUGCAGGGUUUAUCGUUAUGGCCAAGUGAAGCCAGUUCAUAUUUACCGUCUAAUAAGUACAGGGACGAUGGAAAAGAAGAUUUAUGAUCGACAGAUCUCCAAGCAGGGCAUGGCGAAUCGAAUUGUGGACGAACUCAACCCAGAAGCUAAUUUCACCAAGCAAGAAAUAAUGAAACUUAUUUGUGAAAAGGAAGCAGCGUCGCCUGCGCCAGAUUUGGCAGCAGCCGCUGACCAGUUCAGUGACCCUGUGUUGGUCAGGUUGUGUAGGCAGAGCACUCCGUGGAUAUCCAAGGUUCCGUUCAAACACGACUCGUUGCUAGUGGAUAAGAAAGAAUUAAAGCUGACCAAGGCAGAAAAGAGAGAAGCAAAGAGAGGUUAUGAAAUGGAGAAAAGAGCUGCAAUGCAGGGUAACCGGUAUUGUCCUGGUGUGAUUCAACCAGUUUAUAACAGGACACAACAACCCUUCGUGCCCAAACCGGUUUAUCCAGAUGGAUCAGUUGCGAAACAACCGUAUAGCUCAGCUGCGAACUGCACUCAUCACCAAACCCCUCUACAUCUCCCUAACUCUGUCCUGCAUCUGCCGCUCGCUUCCUUGAUACGCGCUGGUGUUGCUGUGCCGUCACUUCAGGGAGGUACACAGGGUACCCAGUCUGUCCCCAGCACUUCGUCGACAACCACGUGUGCGCAGUCGCGGGGGAAUCAGCAGGCGACCUCGUCUAAAGAUGAUGUGGUUAUGAUAGACUUGGACGAGUUGCCAUCACCUACAAAGCCAAUGCAAGAACCAUUUUCACAUCAGACGCACCAAUCGCAUUCAAACAAUGACUUGUUUAGGAUGGCUCGCAAUGCGUUCCCCAAUAUUUCUCCUGGAUUCAUUGACUUGCUCUUAAAACAAGGGAACGCACAGGGUUCCCAGGCUCUGAAUGUUCAUGGUCACCAGGCAAGCCCUCAAGAAAGCACCCAGGCUGUAGACACUGAAGGUGAAUCAACUGACGAGAAGGUUGCUAGUGCGGAUAACAUUCCGUCGAAUAACGCGAGUGCCGCUGAAAAUUCCACGUUGAGAACACUACUGGCUAAGAGCCCAACAGAGGUGCAAACUUCAAGCACCCCUCCCAUAGAGGAGGAGGUUUCAACCGCUUCGAAUCAACCUAGCGAUUCAGUUCAAGAGGAGAAAAACUGAUGUACAAUCAUCACCCACCCCUCUCGUGGUACAAGUGUUGACAACUGAUCCGGAUCAACUUUACCCAUCCCUCCCACGGUAAAAGCACUCCACAGCAGUCGUUUUCCCUCAGGGGGAGAGUGGUAAAGAUUGAACGAGGUCCAAAGAGAAAUCUAGAGGCUGACCUUUUGCGGUGCGGUACGGAUGUUACAAGUUGAAACAAACUUAAAAACAGAAAACAUUUUUUUGGACUAUUCAACGUGGAAUAGUUUAGAACCUUGGACGGGAAGUUACUUUGUUAUGGCAAGUCAGGUGAUGGGUCUGUCCAGAUGAACAAUUUCCAGGAAAUUCACUUUAAUAGUUCGCCUUUUGAUUAGCUAAGAAAGUUGGAAAAAAAGUAUGGAAAACAUUGGGUGCUUCACAUGAGCUCUGCCAUUCGACAGAAAAAGAGAGACAUCAGGUGGAAGACUAGUAGAAAUUUAAAUUCCGGUAGGUUUUGUGUAGGACAUUGUGAGUUACAAAUCGAGGAUGCCCCAAUAGACUUUACUCCCAAUAGCCACUGGUGCUGUUUCUGAUAGUUUUCUUGAUGGGUUUUCAUUUAUGAUGCAAAUUAGGUGCAUGGUCUUACAGGGGACAAACAUUGGAAAGAGGACAGUCCUUUGAAAACUUGUCCCUAGUCUCCUUCGCAGCCGUUAUUAGGGUCGUCACGCAACGCUUUAUCUCUACUUAGUUGGAAGAAGCGUUGCUUGACGUGACGACCCUAAUAACGGCUGUGAAGGAGACUAACUCUUUCCAGCAGUGAAUCAUUUGUGCGAAAAUUACUAUUUUUUUUUUUUUGAGAGCCAAAUUAUGGAAUAUUGAUUUCAUAAUAAUAUAUGGUUACUUUGGAUUAGCUAAUUAAUAUCUUCACUUGACAACUUUGCAAGCCAUUUGUUUUCUAGAAAUGCACUGAGAAUGGCUAAAAGUUUAGAGAAUUUUAUUCUAGUGUACUGAAAGCAUAGCAUGGUUAUGUUAAAAGUAUCAGAAAUAAUAGGAAACCAGUUGAAAUUUGUCGAUUUUCUACCUAUUUUCCCCCACGGAAAUCACUGCUUAAUCAGCAUAAUAUGAAAACCAAUAUUGCCGGCUUUGGUGAAUACAAUCUAUCGAAAGGAAAAUAUCCUCAGGGCCGUAGCUAGUAAGAGGCAAGCCAAGGCACUUGCCUCAGUCAUUGUUUUUCGUUUUUGUUGUUCUUGGUCAUCGUAAACAUCCUAAACACCUAGGAAGAAAAUUUAACUAUGGACAUUGCCUCUGUCGUACUUUUGUGAUGGGUAUUGCCUCAGUCAUAAGUUUUUUUUUUUCUCUGGCUACGGCCCUGAUCCUGCAACGUAACUAUCGCUGCCUGUUACUUGUUUCGUUACAGUAGCGUAGGAUAUGCAAAAAAAUCCAUCUCCGUAGGGUACUUUUCUUUUCUUGCGAUAGUUUUUCACGCUGAAAGAUGCGUUCCUAUUUGGCACAUUGCCAACUGGGAUUUUUUUUUUGUCGUAACUGGGAUGUUUGGGGAACUAUUGUUGGCGAGUAAUUCAAUGUGAUCAAAACAAAAGUUAAUCACCCAGUGCGGGAUCGAGAAGGAACUACAACUCUCUCAGUCUGGGAGCAGUCGCUCUUGGGCUCGAAAAUCGGCGAGGGAAGAACGCAAACCAGAACCAGAGGUGAGCGUUGAAACCGCGAGCCGCGAGUAGUGCGGGCGUCGUAAGACGAGAAACGCGCGCGCUACACGCGGCUCGCAGCUUCGCUGCUCGCUGUUCGUUUGCGUUCUUCCCCGAUUUUUGCUGCGGUUUUUCGAGGAAAAGAGAGACCGCUCGCAGUCUACUACGCUCACGGUGAAUUCCUUGUGUUAUGAUGCGGUUAAGAAGCUUGAGUAUAGCGCAGAGCUUUAGGUGAAGCUCCCCACUUUCACAGACCUCACGAAACAUGUACAUAGGACGAUUGAUGGUUGAUUGCACGAAGACACAAUGUUUGGUUGUGUUCAGAACAUGGUUCUGCUUAGAUCGCUGACCAAAUUUUGUAAAGGUUACAAAAAGUAUAUACAUACUGUAUUUAAACACUUCUUAAAUUCGAGAUUGUACGAGAUUUCACUGAAUAAAUACACAUUUUAUUAUCAAAAUCUAUCAGUUAUUGCGAUUUCAUGCUGCAUGGCGCGAGGAGAAAUUUCAGCGAAACUUCUGUUGCACGAAUGAAGGCUUCCCAUGUUUCACUGGCCCUUGAAAAUUUCGUUUUUUUUCCUCCCUUUGCCUAUUAAAAAUUACCAUUU